Molecule: messenger RNA, 912 nt
Organism: Neurospora tetrasperma FGSC 2508
Lineage: Eukaryota; Fungi; Ascomycota; Sordariomycetes; Sordariales; Sordariaceae
Exons: 3
Coding region: 1-912 (303 amino acids)
Biological process (GO): positive regulation of protein phosphorylation; signal transduction; cell division
Cellular component (GO): nucleus; cytoplasm
Molecular function (GO): protein kinase activator activity
Source: RefSeq, a predicted model, not a curated record
AUGCCCUCACCCAGCAACAAUUCCAUCUCCAGCCAGAGCUCAGCCAACCUGUCAUCCAAGCUGCCGCCACUUCCUGCCUCACCCUCACUAUCUCAGUCCAUCGGUAUGAUGGGCACUGGUGAAGAGGCCCUCAACGCCUAUCAUCUUCCCAGGCCGCUGCCACUGUGGCUGAACCCGACUGCCGCGAAGCACAUCGUCAAGGGCAACUUUAUGACACUCAGCGCUAGGCCCAAGACGGUGGAGCAGGGCGAGUGGAUUGCUCAUCAAGUGGUUGAGCAUUAUCGCAACUUGUGGAACUUUGUCAGAGUUGUAUACGAGAAGGAAGAGGAUGGAAAGUCGAUUUGCAACUCCACUACCUGCCCCAGGAUGUCCGCUGGAACGAACCACUCGUACACGUGGCUAAACAGCCGCUUCGAGCCCAUUGAGCUCCCAGCAUAUGAAUACAUUACUCUGAUGCAGCGGUGGAUCUCGGGCAAGAUUGACGAUACCAAGAUCUUCCCCACCGAAGCGUCGGGGGUCUCGUUUGCGCAUAACCCUCAGAUUACCACAACGGCACUUUUGACGGGUCCUGACGACUGGAUCGGCAAGCGCAGCGGAUUCCCCAAGGAGUUUUUCAACAUCUGCCAGACCAUCUUCCUCCAGAUGUUCCGCGUCUACGCUCACCUUUACUGGGCCCACUUCACGGAGCCCUUCUACCAUUUGAACUUGGAGAAGCAACUCAACAGCUGUUUCAGCCAUUUUGUGCUGACAGCUACCGCCCUCGAUAUGCUCAAGCCGGCCGAGCUUGAGCCAAUGCAGCCGCUGAUUGAUCUCUGGGCCGCCAACGGCACCUUCCCACCGGAAUCCAAGGCUUAUGAGUACGCCAAUUUGAAGGUUGGCACUCGCCUGAUGCAGAUGGCAGGCCUGGCUUAA